AUGGGCAUGACCGUCUCCCACCAGACUGGCAACACAAGCCACACAGGACGGCUCAUUAUGAACGGCGGCGCCAAGUUCUUUCACCUGAUGGCGGCGUUCGCGUGCGGAAGCUUCGUGGCAGGCUACAGCAAGUCUGACGGCGAGGCAGUGUACCAAGGCCGCUAUUCCCCAAACAUGCUGGCCUCUGCCCUGUGCGUGGUCGGCGGCUGCAUCGUCCACUACUGCAAGGCCCAGGAGGGUGGCAACGACGCCGCCUCGGAGUCGCUGCUGCUUUUUGCAUUCUCCCAGGGCAUCCAGAACGGCGUCACUCGAAGGUGCACCUCCUGCCCCAUUUGCACCACUCACUUCACCGGCUACCUCACGGACUUUGGUGUCGGUCUUGGUGCUUGGGCACGCGCGCAGGCCGGGACAGGGAUGCUCAUCGGGAUGCUUGAGGUGAGGGUUGUUCUAAAGGUCCUUUUGGAGUGGAGGGACCGUUGA
Messenger RNA from Symbiodinium pilosum, 480 nucleotides. The record is from the annotation of a GenBank genome assembly. NCBI's taxonomy places the organism in Eukaryota, Dinophyceae, Suessiales, Symbiodiniaceae.